This is a messenger RNA of Esox lucius (northern pike), 3405 nucleotides long. RefSeq names its product pleckstrin homology-like domain, family B, member 3 (gene phldb3). The transcript has 15 exons. The record is from RefSeq and is a predicted model, not a curated record. Lineage: Eukaryota; Metazoa; Chordata; Actinopteri; Esociformes; Esocidae. Bases 848 to 2683 code for a protein of 611 amino acids.
CUCAUUCUCUUUGGACUAACACUGCCACCCAUUCUGGCUCAGGACAUUUUCUUCCACCCUGUCCACAUGGUCUUGUUAAGGGAAGACUGAGGGAGUAAUCUAUGAUUAUACUAUCGCUUAUUGAAUACUAUUAAGGGGGCGGGACAGCAUGAUAAAAUCCCUUGGGAACAGUGAACAGAGUGGAGAGAUUUAUAAGGCAUCUAGUGACACUUUUCAAGGGCCACCGUGACAUUAACUGCCGAACAGACCCGCGAGGUGGGUUGGCAGGUUACCAAAUGCCAAGCCGAGCUGAAUUAAGGAACACUAUUUUGCUUAGAACUAGGUCAUUUCAAAAGGAAAGUCGGUUCAUUGCAGGAAAGCCCAGAAUAGAGUUUUCACGUCGGUGCGGAGUCCGCUCAUAAUAGAACACAUAAACUGUAGUCAGUGUGACGCGUUCUCAAGAUCACAGCCGCAUUUUCACACCGACUUUUUGUCUGUCGAUGUGCCCGCCUACCCCGGUCUACAUGCAUUCCAUUUCACCUGUUGCUGCCGAGAUCUAAUAUUUCCAGUGGGAGCGAUUAGGAGGAAUUUAAUAAAAACAGACACGAGAGGGAUGGUAAAUGAAGUCAUGAAAACUCUUCAGACGGAAUACGUACGCACGAGAACUCCGGAACUCCUCUGGAUAUGCUUGAAAGCGAAAGCGCGAGUACGGUCCAAAACCCAUCACUUCUUUAUUUAGUCAAUCUCUGUGUUUAUGGGCUUCCAUUUCACUCAAAUUCAGGAACAGUAGCAGCUACACAUUACCCGCCCCCUACUAGACAACUACAACUGUGUUUGAAUUGAGAAGACUGGAUAUUCUCAGCCAGAAAUGCCCCUUGACAACACGGACACCCCGAGGAGCCGGUGGGAGCAGGGUUUGCGGCCACCGUGGGUCACUCGAUUGGCCGGAGGGCGAAGCCCCGCGUCAUCUGGGGCGGAGUCGGACACAGAGAGCAGCAGUACAGAGAGUGAGCGGUCUCACACCAGGCGUUCAGAGGGGGGCUCAGGUAGGAUCCCUCACUCAACCUCCUCACUCCAACAGCGAAUCACAGAGAUCGACCAGCAGAGGGAGGAGCUAAAGAUAGAGGUGCAGCUGGAGAUAGCCCUGUUAGAGGCAGAACUGCAGGAACAGAGGAGCCAGCUGCAGGAAAACACACUGCAGCUCCAGAAACUACAGGAGGGACCAGGCAGUACCAGUGAGACUCACAGACCGACACACAGACAGGAGGAGCGAGCCAAUCUGGAGAGGGAGAGGGCCCGGGUGGAAGAUUUGAGGAAGCAGUUGAAGGAGAAGGAGACACUGAUCCCAAGUCAGCCUGAGAACCAGAAAGAGCAGCUACUAAUGGACCUGCAACAGGAGAAAGAGAUGGUGGAAGCAGCAGGCCGGGCAUUUGAGGACUGGGAGUUUAGCGUCCUGGAGAGCGAAGCCGGGAUUGAGGAGGAUAGCGAAAGGGAGAAAGAAGAGAGGGAACAAGAGAUCAAAGAGGAGAAAAAGAAAGAGAUCUCAUGCCAACAGCAUGCUGUAAACUCAGCACAGGAGCGAGUCCAGCAGCUUGAGAAACAGCUAAAGGAGAUGGAGAGAGAGAGGGAUCGAGAGAUGAACGCCUUGAGAAAGCAGAGAAGAGAAUUACUUCACACAACACACAAGGUUUUGGCAGAGAAGAAGCCGCUUGCCGAUUGGUCCAACAUCCCCGUCUCGAGCCCUUGCAUGAUGUCACUGUCACCGCUGACCAUUCAGAAAUCACCUCAGGUGUUUUUGACAGUUGAACAGGACACAGAACAAAAAGAACCGGUCAGUUUGCCACGGAGACGGAGCUCGCACCGCAACAACAAACACUCCGAUAGGCCAGUCUCGUCACAAGGUCUGGUGGGAAUGGUACUGGACAGCCGGGGCCCGAUGGACUUCAUGUCUCCUGUCCCCUCCCACAGACACAGCAACGGGCACAGACCUGGGAACAGCAAUGGGUUCCUCACCCCCUGCAACAGUGCCAGUAGCUCCCGGGCAGCCAGCCCAAGUGUGGAACUGAUAGACCUGGUGGAGAUAGAGAGGAAGCUGAGGGAGGCCAAGGCAGAGAGGGAGAGGCUGCUCAAAGAAAGGGAAGCGAGGAGGUGUGUGGUGGAGGAAAGGAGGCAGAGAGGGCUAGAGGGCAGAGAAGCAGCAGAGCCCGAGACAAGACCAGACACACAUCCAGAGGAGCAGUCUCAAGUUACUAGUCCAGUACACAGAUCCACUGAGCGCUCCCUCCCUCUCUUCCUCUCUGCAAACUUUGACCUGCGUGGCCAUGUGGAGUCGUUGGGUCACCGGGUGGAGGGCUGCGUGGGCCUGCGCAUAUCCCCGCGGCGCUGCGCCGGCUUCCUCACCAAGCGGGGGGGCCGGGUCAAGACCUGGAGAAGGAGGUGGUUCCUCUUCGAUAUGGACCACAAGAGGCUAGCCUACUACACAGACUGUGAUGAGAGGAAGCUGAAGGGGGUGAUCUAUUUCCAGGCUAUAGAGGAAGUAUACUAUGAUCACCUGCGGACAGCCACCUCAUCUCCGCGGCCCUCCCUUACAUUCUGUGUGAAGACGUAUGAGCGUCUAUUCUUCCUGGUGGCCCCCAGUGCCGAGGCCAUGAGGAUCUGGAUGGACGUUAUUGUCACGGCAACAGAUGAGCACAGCCGCUACUGACAUGACCUGACCUCUGCCCCCUCGCCCCUGGGGCUAAAUGUCCAUCCACCUAGCUGUCCUGGUUACAGUAUCAGAUGUUUACAUUAUGUUUGACGGAUUGCAAUUCUCAACCACAGAGGCCAAUGUGUUUUGGACACAGCUUGGCAGCCAUUCUGGUGCCUGAACCGUUACAUGACCGUUACAUGUUGUUGGUGAGUAGUGAUGGUGGACAUAUUCAGAAGAGCUAUUUUUGAAGGAAGUUACAUUUAAGUCUUGAUAGUUUCUCUGGAGCUUCUAUUGUUGCAGGACUAAGUGGUGUGCUGUUACAGGUUCUGUUUUUGAUCAACAGAGGUUCAGAAGGUGGAAAAGAGACAAGGCCAUAGGAAUAUAAAAAAACAUGGGCGUUUCAGGAGAAACAAUUGGACCGCUAAGUGUCACUGCCAAACAUGAUUUUCAUUUUAUCUCUAAUCAGGAUUUACUGGAUGGUGCUUCUCUAUCAGAUGCUGAGCUCCCUCUUGGGGCCAGAAUGAAGUAUUGAAGGACUACAGCUUUGUGUAGUAUGUGUAAAUGGAAUAAAUGGUAUGUUUUUUUUGCAUCGGUCAAAGGGCUGUUCAGAUUAAAUACAAAUACUGACUCUGCAUUUAGUUCUUAAAAUGGACGGUUUGUAUGUUUGACACUAUAAACAGAAAAAUUGUAUGCUUUUAUAUAACUACAUGUUAUUAUUAUUAAAGGUUGUUUCUAAA